AUGGGUUUGGUGAUUGAAGCUGAAGAGAAGGUUAUUCUUGAGACAGCAUUGAAGUAUGUGUCAUCUCUUAUAGAUGCACCUGACAGAAGAGGGAGGAAACCUCUUUCGUAUGCAGCAUCCAUAGGUUAUGUUGAUGGGGUUUGCUACAUCCUGGACACAUUUGUUGAUUACACAUACAAAAGAGAUGGUGAUGGGUCUUAUCCCAUUCAUGAGGCAUCGAGCCAAGGCCAUAUUGAAGUUGUUAAGGAGUUUCUACGACGUUUUCCAGAUUCAAGAGAGUUGCUAAACAAAGAAGGGCAAAAUAUUCUUCACGUUGCUGCUAAGAGUGGAAAAGCCAACAUUGUUAGUUAUAUGCUUAAGGCCCCUGAGCUUGAGAUGCUUAUCAAUGACACAGACGAAGAUGGAAACACCCCAUUGCUUUUGGCCACAAAGAAUGCUCGUGCUGAGAUAGUGAGCAUUUUGACAUGGGACAAGAGAGUUAGGUUAGAGAUAAAGAAUGGCGAAGGCUUUACCGCUUUAGAUGCUGCUCUCACUUACGAGGGGACCACUCACUCAAUUCACGAGGUAUUGUUAUUAUUAUUAUGAUUAAUGAUUCAUUCA
This is a messenger RNA of Camellia sinensis, 600 nucleotides long. The record is from RefSeq and is a predicted model, not a curated record. Lineage: Eukaryota; Viridiplantae; Streptophyta; Magnoliopsida; Ericales; Theaceae.